This is a messenger RNA of Fusarium verticillioides 7600, 4287 nucleotides long. RefSeq lists its product as hypothetical. The transcript is spliced from 6 exons. NCBI's taxonomy places the organism in Eukaryota, Fungi, Ascomycota, Sordariomycetes, Hypocreales, Nectriaceae. The record is from RefSeq and is a predicted model, not a curated record. The coding region runs from base 1 to 4287 and encodes 1428 amino acids.
AUGGAGGAGCCUGUGGAUAAGGGAAGCUCUUCUCGUAUCCCCGGGCUGAACCUGGCUGGUAACCCCCCUUCGGAAGAUGCGCCAGCUUCGGCGAGUAGCCCACCGCUGGCUCGUCGAUCAGACAGAAUCCAGGACCUCUUGGAAAUAAUUAUCCUGACUUUCCGCUUCGACUUCGAGCGCCUCCCACCUGAAGCCCAACGAUCAUACAAUCGCUUUCUAGAAAACAAGAGCUAUAAUGAGUUUGCAGCUACACUGAAGCGCUUGGUGUUGGGCCGAAGACUUGAUGGCUUCAUGGAGGGAUCGUCCAGUUGCCUGAUUGCUGUCACAAAGUUAUUUGACAGUAGAUAUCCCCAUCUAGGCCUCAAAAAGCUCCGUGAUGACUUAGUGAGCGGCAGAAAGAGAGCUGGAUCAGGGGUCGGGCCACGUCGUCGGCCACUACAGUCACUACAUCGAGCACAGCAGGAGGCCUUGCCUGAGACUCAAAACGAGCAGGCCGGCGAAUCUUCACGGCGAACCUCUCAAGCAAACUUGGCUAGCACCCUCACCUUGCCCGGGCGAGUUCGUACUACAUCACGCUCCGAAGGCCGAGUGGUGCAUUGGGCUCGAAUCGAACCAAGUUCCACUCAGGCAGAUCCAGAAACCGCCGGCCCUCCGAGCGAUAUUCCACCUAACCCUAUUGAGGUUUCUGAGCCUGCUGGGCCUGCAGGUGAUCUGGAAGACCAGUCUGCCCCUACCCAAAGGCCUUUGAUACCCGGUUUCACGAUUAGUACUCGAACGGUACCUGUGGAUCAAGGCAGUAACCAACCGGCAGUUGAAGGGUCCGGACGUGAACAGACUCGCCAGGAAGAGAGUAUAGCUUGGCUGAAAGACUAUAAUGAAGCACGCGGUGGUCCAAAGUACGACUUUAAUCUAUAUCCCUACAAGGGAUGGAAGAUUGAGCCGCCGGAGAUCCUACUCCAUCGUGCGAUAAACUUCCUUGCCGACGAAGACAUCGAUCGGACUCUGAAUUGGGGCCAAAAGGUUGCAGAGCUGACUGAGUACUUCUCAUACCUACUCCAUAAUUGGCAGGGUGAAGAAUGGGGUGCAGAACUCCAUGAAGCUAUUGAUAUGCUUCAUACACACUGGCUGUUUGAGCAGUAUCACUACGGGAAGCCCAAGCUGAACCUCAAAUUCGAUAAUGUGUGGCCAAAAUAUAGUAAGAGGCUGCCACCCAUUCCUGGUGUGGAGGCCACGGUCGAGAAGCCACAAAGCGAAUUGGGCGAGCGCAGAUUGCUCCUCAACGAGGUUCGACCAGCCAUUGAUAUUCACUACGAGUUGCCUGGCGAUGAUCUCGAGAGGUACAUCGACCUUUAUGCAUCCGAAACCUCCAACUUCUGGGAAUCUGCACCCCAUUCCCGAUCUUCCCGUCAUGAGCUGGCCCAGAUCGAGAACAAUGCUUUUGAGAAGUGCGUCUUUUCGGACAUGGCAACAACCGAUAGCCUGAUCAGAGCAUCCGAAGCCAAGUUCAAGUCGGAAUCUCAGCGAAGCAACUUCAGCCAAAGUGCUCUUCAGGCGUUUGCCACGCUUCGUGGGAGUCAACGAGCAGCCCUCCAACAGACCCUGAACCAACUGGACAAUUCUGAGAAUCUUGCGGUCUGCAACAUUUUCCGCACACUCAUUCUGCCGCCACCUAAAAUUCCAGAGAAGCCAGACGCAGGUGUCCUUUUCCCUACUAUACAAGUAGCAGAAUUUCCUGAAGAGGAGUCUCGCGACCCUUUCAGCUACACUGUGGCUCAUAGAUGGUACCUCGAAGCAGAGCGUUUCUGGAAAGAAUGGGGGGAUGCGUAUGCCGUCAAACAAUGCUACGGUCAUAAGCAAUGGGAGGAGCGCCAGAAGCCCAUCAUGGAUUUGCCCAAGAACUGGUUGGGUCCUUUCGUUUACGAUUUUCUGGACCACGACAUGAAGAAGACUCUGGAGUUGCUGAAGAGAUGCGAAACCCUGCUCAGGCGGAUAUUCCUACAAGACGAACGAGCACCACGACCCUUCCUGGCUGAUAUGACGCGAAUGAUAUUUGAGGGACUCUCGGGCAGGCCUUGGGAUGAAACUGAGUUGGACUUCAAAGGGGAAGACUUCGUGCCUGGCUCACAGGAUUUGGCUCAUAUCCGUCCCUUGGAGGAAGACUUUUUGCGAUUAUUGGGCACGGAAUCCAUCCAUUCCAACACUAUCGAUCCAGAGAUCAACCAUAAUGGCAUCAGUCCUCUCUCUACCAUAUUCGAACAGAGAGUUCGGGAAAUCAUGUAUCCACGGGGCUCAGCUAGUUCUGGCUCUUACGACUUUACUAGUUUCAUGGUGUCACUCAAUGAAGUAUGUGAUGGCCCAGUGAAGCGCUGGAGAUUCUCUAAUGAGGAGGCCUUGGAAGAGCUGGAGCAUCUUGACAGAAGGGGAGUGAUUCAAUUGAAUGAGGACAACAGUGUAUCAUGUCCUGUACCUGACCUUCAUCCUGAGCAACGUGUUCGGUGGCUCGACACUGAUGAUGACCUGGACGCAUACAUGCAAGGUGUUAAAGCGACUAGGGGAGGUCAACCCGGCGAUGGUGACGAUGAUGAUGGUGACGACAGCGAUGAUAGCGGUGGCAGUGACGACGAAGAUGAAAUUAUGACCAUCUCAACAAACGUCAGCGUCCCAGAGUCGGAAGAUCUUAGUAAUUACAUGUUUGGUCUUCCCAAAAUCCAGAACCUCCGCAGUUGGUUAGGGCUUGGGACUGCGAGUGGCCGAGAGGAUAGCGAUAGAGAUAUGCCUAGAAACCACAGGUUCUUCCAACGCCUCUGCUUCCGACUUGGAAAGACAAUAAAGGACCUUCGAGCGAGGAUGGAGACAUACAGGAGGCAGCUUACACCCGAAGAGCAAAAUCGCAACCGCCAUUUCCUCGACACAAUGGUGGACGAAUGGGAAUCAAAUACUAGAACACGCCCGGAUAUGCGCGAGUAUAACCCCAACAAACCCGACAUAGAGGACCAUUCUUUCACCCAGCCAGACUACGCGGAAAUCAUGCGUGUAUGCCAUCACGAACAUGAUUUUGGUGAGAAUGGGUAUCCCGAAAUCACUUACGGAGGUCAGGACGACAAUUACAGGAUUUCUGUUGAUGCCGUUCGAAAGGAAAUUCUCCGCGAGGCUUAUGAGAACAAGAGUAUGCUGUUGCCAAACCGUAUUGAUCGCGGCGUGGAUGAAAAGGGGCUGCGGACUCGAUCCCCUCUUCGACGUGAGCCAGUCUGGUCCUUUGCUCAUCCUGAUCGCAGAGGCAAAGCACCACGGUUUUGGGACAUUAACCGUUGGCCGCUUCAUCUGCAAAGCGAGUCAACAGCUGAGAACAUAAGAUCCGGACGAUUCUACGAGCCUGUUCCUUCACCCCUGGCACCAGAAUCCGCCAAGAAGUCACGGAUCUCGGUACGGGUUGCUACACCUCCGGUAUCACCUAUUUCAUCCGAUUUGUCCAGAGUUCAACGAGAAGUGCAUCGCGAGGUCCAGCCUGAAACCACAACUCUGGCCCCAGACAUGACUAAAAGCAUAGACACAUCCGAAGAUCAAGUCUACAGUUUCCCUGGCUUUGGUGAGAACUUCACCGUCACGUUCCAGGAUCUAGCGGACUCUCGUCGGACUUUUACAACUGGGUCUUCUCAGUAUCUUCUUGGAGACACCCCUCUGCAGAAGAAACAUAUCGAGGAUCUCAUCAAGAGUGGUAUACAGACAGAGGAACCACCGACUUGGGCCCAGCUCCUAGGUACUCUAUUUGGUCGUAAGAACGACCCAAUGGAUCCCGGUGCGCUGCCCAAGGUCAGUCCUCGCGAUGUUCCCGAGAGUAAGCCACGAAGCGAGCCCGAGGUUUCAGACGACGAGCCUGCUCAAGAGGAUAGUUCUUUUGCUGCUCAAGGAGAGGGCUCUUUUGCUGGAGGCGAAGAUGUUGAAAUGGACGAGGCUGCGAUGCAACUUUGGGAAGAAUCUCAAGCUGGCCCAUCUUCAGAACGACGCUCAUCCAAUGCCCAGCCACCUUCGCCAAUUGACCCAACUGAGCCUGAUUCUUCUUCCGUAUCCCCUACAGAACCUGGGACUACCCAAGGAGAAUCGAGCAACGUUGGUUUGUGGGGACAAGGCUUUCCCGGGGCUUUGCCUAAGCGGCUGAGACUCAGACAAGCGACAACUCAAAUACUAUCCCACCCGGUUGAGUUGGAGGUGAUCGAGCCGGAGUCUGAAUUGCCAGAGCAGCGAGAAGAGAGCGAGCAGUCAGAUAAUGAUAGUUUGUUUGGUUCGUAG